Molecule: messenger RNA, 816 nt
Organism: Eimeria tenella
Lineage: Eukaryota; Apicomplexa; Conoidasida; Eucoccidiorida; Eimeriidae
Exons: 3
Coding region: 1-816 (271 amino acids)
Source: RefSeq, a predicted model, not a curated record
AUGCGUGUGCCGCGAUCCGGCCUGCUGCUGCAUUUGCUGCUGCUGCUGCUGUCUGCAUGCAGCAGCAGCAUCGUCCAUAGCUUCGUCUUGCAGGAAAAGCAGCAGCAGCUGCUGCUUCUAGGUUGGCCUAAGGCCACAGCAGCAGCAGCAGCAGCAGCAAAAAGGCUGCUUCCGCUGCAGGCAGCAGCUCGCAGCAGCAGCAGCAGCAGCAGAAGCAGCAGCAGCAGUGGCAGACACUCCAAAAGGAGCAGCAGUAUCCAGGGCCCUGCCUUGCUGCAGCAGCAAGAACAGCAGCAACAGCAAAAGAGUGAAACAUAUGCCAGAGCAGCAGCAGCAACUACAACAACACACGCAGCAGCAGAAGCAGCAGCAGCAGCAGAUGCAGCCGAGAACGGGUCCAGCGGAGACCCUCAGCAGAAGCAGCAGCAGCAAGAGCAGCAGCAGCUAGAGCAGCAGCAGCAACAACAGCAGCAGCAGCAGGCUACUCUGUGGGGAAGGCUCAUGAGUUUCUUGGGCCUACGGAAGCAGCAGCAGCAGCAGCAGAAGCAGCAGCAGCAGCAGCAGCAAACGCCUUCUGCUUCUGCUGCUUGUGGCAAGAAGGAGAAAUCAACUUCUGCUGCUGCUGCUACGGAGCGCCUCACUGGUGAGGCCGUGAGGGAGCUGCUGCAGCAGCAGCAGCAGCAGCAGCAGCCGAAGAUAGAGUGCGCAGACUGCGGCUCGCAGCUAUUUGUGGCUAAAGGGAGGGAGAAGCGGUUUCUUACUCGCGAGACACGCUGCGCUGGCUGCGGCUCUUCUGAAUUCGUUUUGGAGCCCUGA